AUUUCGUAAUAAACGUAGAUAAUAUUUGAUAGUAUAUAAGAAAACCAAAUUUGAAUUUCCCGGGCAUUUUAUAGAUCACGAUUCGUAUCAACCAAUCAAAUAACAGUACUCAUUGACAUUUCUCAAGUGGAAUACGCCCUCUGCUCGAAGAUAUUCAGCCGAGGCCAUUAACCGUUCGGUAAAGUUCGGGUUUAGGUACGAGCACUGACGAAAGUUACAUUCCGUUGGGCACCUUCACCAUGAGUGUUUUCGCCCGUCCGUCGGUGUCUCGUGAAAAAUCUAGUUUUCCUUGUCCGCGUUAUCAUAUAUAAUGGUAGUACGAUAUUAAUUCAUGUUAAUAAGGAACAGACGUUAUAAAAACGUCUAAGUUACGUGCGAGUAAUGAAGUGAUGGUAGAUGGUGAAAUAGAUAAAAAGAGAAUAACAGCGACAAUUUACAUCUUGAAAGAAGUCAAAAAGAAGUUAAGGAAAAGCAAACAUGGGGAACUGUUUCAGUAGUAGCAGGGAUCCGGAUAAAGACAACUCCGAUAGGAUAGGAAAUCCCAACAUAGAUGCUGUUGUAUCGCCAACUAGUCCAGUGCCAACACCACCUCCGGAUCCUAUAAGGCCGGUCCCACAAAUUCCAGAUGCUAAUGUGCCAAGUGCUAAGAUAUUCGUAGCGCUUUACGAAUACGAUGCUCGCACAGACGAGGAUCUCAGCUUUAGGAAGGGUGAACAUUUGGAAAUACUCAACGAUACCCAGGGAGAUUGGUGGCUAGCUAGAAGUAAACGGACUAGAAAAGAAGGCUAUAUACCUAGCAAUUAUGUUGCUAAGUUGAAAUCGAUAGAAGCUGAACCAUGGUACUUUAGGAAGAUAAAACGAAUUGAGGCUGAAAAGAAAUUAUUAUUACCAGAAAAUGAUCACGGUGCAUUUUUGAUUAGAGAUUCUGAAAGCCGUCACAAUGAUUAUUCUCUUUCAGUACGUGAUGGAGAUACUGUCAAACAUUAUCGUAUACGACAGUUGGACGAAGGUGGCUUUUUCAUUGCUAGGCGGACCACAUUUAGAAAUCUUCAAGAUCUUGUUGAACACUACAGUAAAGAUGCCGAUGGAUUGUGUGUAAAUCUCUGUAAACCGUGUGUACAGAAACCUGUAACGGAAGGCCUUAGUCAUCGUACACGAGACCAAUGGGAAAUAGAUCGUUCAUCCCUUAAAUUCUUACGGAAAUUGGGUCAGGGUCAAUUUGGAGAAGUAUGGGAAGGACAAUGGAAUAAUACGACACCGGUAGCAAUAAAAACACUUAAGCCAGGAACUAUGGAUCCAAAAGACUUUUUGGCAGAAGCACAAAUUAUGAAGAAACUUCGACAUGCCAAGUUAAUUCAACUUUAUGCUGUAUGCACAAUGGAAGAACCAAUUUAUAUUAUAACAGAAUUGAUGAGGCAUGGAAGUUUAUUAGAAUACUUACAAGGAGUUAGAGGAAGAGCUUUGAAAUUACAACAAUUAAUUGAUAUGGCCGCACAAAUAGCCACUGGCAUGGCUUAUCUCGAAUCACAGAAUUACAUUCAUAGAGAUUUGGCAGCACGAAAUGUAUUAGUAGCUGAUGGAAAUGUUGUCAAGAUAGCAGACUUUGGUUUAGCCCGACUUAUUAAAGAAGACGAAUAUGAAGCUCGUAUUGGGGCACGAUUUCCAAUUAAAUGGACCGCACCAGAGGCUGCUAAUUACAGUAAAUUCAGUAUUAAAUCUGAUGUAUGGUCAUUUGGUAUACUUCUUACUGAACUCGUUACUUUUGGAAGAAUACCAUAUCCAGGUAUGACAAACGCAGAAGUAUUAAACCAGGUAGAACAUGGAUACAGAAUGCCUUGUCCACCUGGAUGUCCAACGGCACUAUACGAUAUUAUGUUAGAAUGUUGGAACAAGGAUCCUAUGAAGAGGCCAACGUUUGAAACUCUUCAAUGGAAACUUGAAGAUUUCUUUACAAUGGAGGGAUCAGAAUAUAAGGAAGCAUCUGCGUAUUGAAAUGAAAUCUACGAGAAAAAUGUUAGUAAUUUUCAGUUGGCUUCUUCGUACGAUUCGUCUCGUACCAUUAUUCGUAUGAUGAAAGACAAGACUCGUGUUUCAAUAGUACUUUAUUGUCGAUAGGUAAAGACAGGGAAAGUCUAGGAUUUAUGAUGAUGAUGAUAAUGAUGAUAAUGAUCAUGAUGAUGAUGAUGAUGAGCUAUUCAUUCGAGACAUGAAUGCUUGUGAUAUUUGAGAGUAUAGUAUACUUUAAUAGAAUAUUUAGGGUGUCUCUUUAUGUUUCUUUUUGUUUUGUUCUUUUUUUUUUUUUUUAAAUAUAUA
Messenger RNA from Polistes dominula (European paper wasp), 2313 nucleotides. It is a transcript of the gene Src42A, whose product is annotated as Tyrosine-protein kinase Src42A. Gene Ontology annotation, molecular function: protein tyrosine kinase activity; ATP binding; protein binding. The record is from RefSeq and is a predicted model, not a curated record. NCBI's taxonomy places the organism in Eukaryota, Metazoa, Arthropoda, Insecta, Hymenoptera, Vespidae. Gene Ontology annotation, biological process: protein phosphorylation.